AUGAAACUGGCCUCCAAUUAUGAGCCAGGAGCACUAUGGGGCCAGGGACUCGAUAGGUGUUUGUACACAGUGGAAGCAAAAAGGGAUAAAGCUCGAUACAUUUGCAGAGAACUAUCUUAUGCUUGUCUGACCCCCACGCAGCAAGAGAGGCUCUCUGCGCGCAUCAGCGGGGCGCGGAAAAUGGUCUGUCAGCAUGUAGGCCAAAUCGCCGAUGUCAUUUGUGACGAGGGUGAGCAGAAGCAUUACAUUUUGUAUUCUGCCGGUCAGACUCUUGCAGAGCUACGGGCGCUGAAAAAACCAUCUCUUGAUGAUGUGCACUCUUCGCUUAUGCAGCUCUUAAAGGCGUUAGCCUACUUACAUAGUAAAGUUAAGCCAGACUCAGACGUGGGCGUUGUCCUUGCCGGCAUCUUGACCCCAGAGCGGAUUCUCUGUAGCAAGGGGCUCCUUAAGGUUGUGGACUAUGUUCUGCCCGAUUCGCUUAGUAUUGGGGAGGCUCUUUUAGACAACCAAGAGAUGUAUUGUUAUGCACCUCCAGAACUUCUUCACGCGGUAGCAAAAUCAGAGCUGCAGGGCACACUCACAGAGAAGGCAGAUCUGUGGUCUUUGGGCUGUUUGAUUUACGAGUUUAUUACUGGACUCAAGCCCUUAAGAGUUAGCCCCGUUAUGGAGGCAUACAAUAUGAGUAUGACCAUCAUGGAGACGAUAUCUCUUCCACCAUCUUAUGACAAGGACAUCAAGCCUGUUCUAUCUAUCCUUCUUUCUCCCAUACCCGCCCGCAGGCUUCCGGCCAUGGCUCUGCAAAAUAACCCCAGGAUAGUCUCGGCCCCACUGUUACUUUAUGAUGGUAAGAACUUGACUGGACUAAAAACGGCAGAUUUUGAUCUCUUAGACUACUCUGAUUCCGGCACUGUUUGUGCGGAGUCUGCCUCGUCAGAUCAGGCUGCAUCGGAGCCUGCUUUGUCAAAGGACGAGUGCACCCCUGCUGAGAUAGGUGCAAUAGAUGAUUCUGUGUCUGUUGUGUCUUCCGCGACAACUGCAAUGACAUCUCUUCCUGCUGACUAUAGGAGGCCCUCCGAGGCAGUAGAGGAACAAUGGACAGAUAUGAUGAUUGCUGCACGGAACAACGACCGGCACUCUGUGAAGAAGCUCAUGCAAUGCUAUUCUAUGGUGGUCGAUACAACCGGGAGAACAGCUCUGAUGCAUGCAGCAAUUUGCGGUCAUUCAGCAAUAGCAAAACUGCUCGCGAAGACAGAGAGAGGCAAAGUGUGUACAGAGAGAGGGUGGACUGCUCUUAUGUAUGCUGCAUGCCAUAACAAUGCUGAUGUCUGCAAGGUUCUCUGGAAAUAUGAAGGGGGUAUGACGACCAGCAAUGGUUUUACGGCUCUCAUGAUCGCAACGCAGCAGAACAGUAUUGAUGCAAUUGCUGAGCUGGCCAACAAAGAAGCUAAGCGAAAAGAUUUAACUGGGACUACCGCCCUCAUGAUGGCUGCAAAAAUAGGGAGCAAGGAUGCUGUACGGCAUCUGCAUGUGCUGGAAGGAAAGAUACAGAAUGACAAUGGCUAUGCUGCCAUACAUAUCGCAGCAGAGGAAAAUAAAGCGGACGUGUUAUCUUUUCUUAUCAAACGCGAAGCAACCUGCCUGGCCCCAGGAGGGUUGACAGCACUCCACGUUGCCGCGCUUAACGAUAGCACCGAUUCGAUUCGUUACCUGCUUCAAUCCCUACAUUCCCUCAAGACAGAGCGUGGCUAUACUGCACUUAUGCUGGCAGCUAUGGCGGAUCUUCCGGACGCAGUUGAGUUACUGGUCAAGGAGGAAGCGCGUAUGAGGGACAACGAUGGAUGUACAGCCUUGAUGCACGCGGCUCAAAAGAACAGCUUUGGCGUUGUUCGUGAUCUUCUGCCACUAGAAGGAAAGUUGACUGAUUCGACGGGCUCCACGGCUUUGCAUCACGCAGUGAGAUGCAAUUCAAAAGAUUGUGUACGGAUUCUUGCUCCUUAUGAGCGGAGUAUAGCAAAUGAAGACGGGAAAAAGCCUGCAGAGCUUGCGGCCGAAUCUGGUGCGCAUGAGCUCAAAGAAAUUAUCGACGUGAGCACAAGUCACAGGCCACUAAUAAAUCUAGAGCCUGACACUCCGCCCACGCAUUACGAGCCGACCUUAACGGACCUAAUGAAGGCGGUGAAAGCGUGUAGCACUCCUCAGGUUAAGGAAUUCAUACAUCAAGCCGGCCAGUUUAGCACCACAGGUUAUACGGCACUGGCCUAUGCUGCGGUGUUGAACUAUGCAGAUCUUGCAGCCCUUUUAAUAGAAAAGGAGGCCGGAUUGCAGGCACCCCUGCCAGCAGACCCCAAGGAAAAGGCAUGGGAGGGGUCUACGGCCCUUAUGCUUGCUGCGUGGCAUGGGCAUAUCGAGGUGGUCAGGCUCCUCUUGCAACAUGAGACAAGACUUCAGCGCCGGGAUGGACGGACUGCCCUUAUGUUAGCGUCUGUUAAAGGUCAUGAGGAAAUUGUCAGCUUGCUCAUACCCUAUGAGGCUGGGAUAAAGGACAGACGGAGAUACACAGCCCUGGCGUUGGCUGCCCAGAGAGGAAAUCUCGCCGUCAUCAAGCUUCUUGUUCCGCACGAGGCCCGUAUACCAACACGGAGAGGCUUCAGUGCCCUGAUGUUUGCCGUCCAGGAAGGCCACACUAAGUCGGUAGGGUAUCUGGCCAAACACGAGAGUGGUAUGCAGCUCAAAAAUGGACAGACCGCCCUUAUGAGCGCCGCAAGCCACGGAUUUAUCAAAUGCCUGUCUAUUCUACUCCCCCAUGAAAAGGGGAUGCAAAGGACAGAUGGGUACACAGCCCUCAUGAGCGCGUGCAAGCAUGCCCAUGCGGAAGCCAUUACUUUACUCGUAGACCACGAACUGGGUCUAAGAACGAAGGAUGGUCGAGGAGCGUGGGACUUUGCUACGACAAAAGCAGCCAGGGAUGCACUGAAGCAGGUCAACUUAUCUAAAUCCUGA
This is a messenger RNA of Giardia duodenalis, 3000 nucleotides long. RefSeq names its product Kinase, NEK. Gene Ontology annotation, biological process: protein phosphorylation. The coding region runs from base 1 to 3000 and encodes 999 amino acids. The record is from RefSeq and is a predicted model, not a curated record. The transcript has a single exon. Lineage: Eukaryota; Fornicata; Diplomonadida; Hexamitidae. Gene Ontology annotation, molecular function: protein kinase activity; protein binding; ATP binding.